CAGAAACUCACUUACUUUACAAGUGAACCGUACCUCUGAACUAUUGGAGGACUACUCAGAAUAACCUUAAGUAUAUCUUUCAGCUAUGUGUCUACAAUAUCAUUUGAUAAUGAACUAAUGCUUGCUUACUCAAAUCUUCAUUGCUUCAAGCUACUAAUUAUAUGGAGGACAACUCCCAUCAUGCUUAUUCACAAUGAACUGUUUGUUGCUUUGCAAAUAUACUCAGUGCUACAAGCUACUAAUUAUAUGGAGGACAACUCCCAUCAUGCUUAUUAACUAUGAACUGUUCCUGCUUUACAAAUAUUCUCAGCUACUUGCUUAAUGUUUGUAUUGAAGAUCAUUCUCAUGAACUUAAAGAAUGUUACUUAAUGUAUCUCUGAAGAAAUACUUAAUAAUGAACUUUGUGUUGUUGAUUACUUGCACUUCUUAUUAUUGGAUUAUUGCCUAAAUGCAAUUCAUUUAAGUUUAACAAUUUAUUAAAACUUUGUUUGAAUCAAGUUACCAGCGAUUCCUCUUUUUUCUUAAAGCUACAGUAUUGAUACUUUAAAGUUUCUCCGUAUCUUCACUAAUGUAAUUAGUUUACUGAGAGGGUAGUGGAUGCAUGGAAUAGCCUUCCAGCUGAAGUGGUAGAGGUUAACACAGUAAAGAAGUUUAAGCAUACAUGGGAUAGGCAUAAGGCUAUCCUAACUAUAAGAUAAGGCCAGGGACUAAUGAAAGUAUUUAGAAAAUUGGGCAGACUAGAUAGGCCGAAUAGUUCUUAUCUGCCGUCCCAUUAUAUGAAGCAGAUCAUUAAUAACUGGGUAAAUAAACACUGCCUCGCCCUGGGAACUUUUGUUCCUGUAUUUGUGUUCUUGAUCCAGUGUUUUCCAAACAGCUCCUGACCUUGGUUUAUCUUAUCGUGCAUCCUCUGACUUUGGCUUACCCUCGUUUUAUCCAGACCUCCGGCAUCAUCUGACUUUGGCUUAUCCUCGACAAUCCUCCUGCUUGUGUCCUUGCUUAUACUGCGACUUGGAGCUAUAUCCUGCAUAGACUCAUAGCCCAUGUGGCUUCUUAUCUGGUCACCUUGGUCUGUGUUUAUUUGCAAGGGUGAUAACUCUGCACGUCUGACUACACAUCAGGUAAGAUCUGACAUGUUUCAUCAGUUAUGUUAUGCUUUUGUUGACUCAUUGAACCAGCUUAUUACAGCUCAUGUGACCUUAAUGAAGCAUCGACCCCUAAGCCGACAUAUAAAAAUGUGCACCGCUACUCAUGCCAGAUUGUACUUCUAUGUAAAGUGAAGCGCCGACAAUUGCUUUUGUGGCAGUGUUAGCCGUUAUGUCAUGUCUUUACUAUGCACGAAAAAAAAAAAAAAAAAAAAAAAAGCAGAAGAAAUUAUAAAUUAAACAGAAUGAGCAAUAAAAGAAGUUUAUAGAUUAUAAUUCUCAUUACAGGAAGUGUUUAGGAAGGCUGUGUAAGUCACAUGCUGGGAGGUGUGACUAGGGUUGCAUAAACAAAGUGAUUUAACUUCUAAAUGGCAGAGGAUUGAGCAGUGAGGCUGCAGGGGCAUGUUCUAUACACCAAAACUGCUUCAUUAAGCUCAAGUUGUUUUGGUUCCUUUAAUGUCCCUUGGAAAAAAACAAAACACUGUAUGCUUUCAGACCACUUCAUCUCGAUAAGUGGUGUGGGUGCCAUGCCCUCUCCACUUUAAUUCUGCAGCUGAAAACAUUGCUAUUUGUUUUAAGAAGGGCAAUGUUCUCAUUGCAGGGUUAACCUGCCUGUAAUGGUUGUCAUACUGGCAGCCCUUAGAGGUUCUUCAGUGGAAAAAGUGGUGUAAAACUCAUAGAAACCAUCUUAUAGGCACAGCACAGUGGUUUGCAGCGCAUGCACACUAGCUUCCCAAUGCUUUCCUAUUAAAAAAUAUAUUGGAUUGGCUGAGAGGUGGUGCUGCACCCAGGGGACCAGCGUAGUGAGGGGGAAAAAAGGUAAGAAAACUCACCUUUUUAACCCUGGCAGUGAGAGCCUGGUCACUUAAAUGAUGAAUAGGGCACUAUAGUAUUAGGAAUUCUCAUUCUGGAAACUACAGCCCUGUGAGAUUAACAUCUGUGUUUGUAAAAUUAUUUGAAGGACUGUUAAGGGAUAAUAUUCAAGAAUUCCUUUUAAAAAACAUCAUUAGCAGUGAUCAACAUGGUUUUAUGAAAGGCAGGUCAUGCCAGAGAGUAGUUGUAAAUGGAAAUAUUUCAUAUUGGACAAACGUGGUUAAGUGGAGUGCCUAAGGGUUCUGUCCUGUGUCCACUUAUCUUUAAUUUGUUCAUAAAUGAUCUUUAAGUGGUAAGUGUAACGAAAUCCCUUAUUGAACAGACCAUACGAACCAGCCUGUUCGGUUAUUUGGAUGGGUACAGAGUGAUUUCGUGCAAAUAGCGAGGAAAAACGAAUGAACUACCAAACCACCCAACCUCCCACUGAGGUCGUGUGGCGCCUAUUAAGCACCCAGACUUUGCGGUUAACCACAGUCUAAUUGGGGAAUAGCUGGUGGUCCGCGUUCGUCUACCGAACACGUGGCAAUCGCCAUUUUGGAUUGUCGACCGCUCAGCGGUAAAUGGUGACGAUAACCUGGAACUAAUUUUGGCUACUUAUUUUGCUGAUCACCGCUGCUACCUCUUCAGGUCCUCGUUCAUACGGUGGAAAACCCACGAAUGCUGGAGAUACCACACCAUUCGUGCGUUGGAUGUAUGCGAAAGUGACCGACCCCAGAUAGCUACAGUAUGGAACUUGUCGGAUACAAACACGCGAACGACCGGUGAAAACAAAACUUCAGUCGACGUUUUUGAGAACUGUGUUCGUGGGAUCUGAGCGCUAUUCGCCUAGAAUAUGCACUCAAAUCCAAGCUAUCUGGGGAUAUGUGGGACUUAAAGUUUAUGUUCGGUAAAAUGUGAGUUAUAGAUUUUUAUGCUGUUUUACUAAAAUAAGAAAAGCCAUGUUUCUUUCUACCUGGAGAUAAUUAAGGCUCUCUUACUCCUUUAAGUUAAUUAUCUCCAGGAUGGAAAAGAGGGAGUGAUUUAUGUAAAAGGGGAGUGCUUAUGUUAUAGCCACUGUGAUUGGCUACUGUAUUUCUUUUGCCCCAGUUUUCAGUCUGGUCCCUUAGGGGAGUGUCCACCAGGUGGGAGACCUGCAUAAAUACCGGGCAGGUAGCCCACAGUAAAUCAGAUCGUUUUACCCCUUCAUGAAGUCUCGACUCAUGUUUGGGGGGAUUGGGAGUUAUAAUCACUUUGUUUUUUGGGAAAAGCGGCAAGGAUCAUCGCUGCACGAAUAGAAGGAUCCUUUACAGUAAGUAAAUACCAUGUGUUGGUGUUUAUAGAUGACACAAAAUUAGGUAAGGUAAUACAGUGGAAUAUUAUAUAACAUGUCUACAGAGGGAUUUGGAUAAAGUGGGGGACUGGUCAGGCAAGUGAUAGAUGAGAUUCAGUACGUAUAAAUGCAAAGUCAUGUAUUUCGGAAUGAGUAAAAAUAAUAAUGGGGAUAAAAAAACAUUACUUAUGAGGAAAGGCUGAAAAAACGGCAUUUGUUUUCUUUAGAAUAUAUAGAUAUAUCGCUAUACAAAUACAUUCAGAGUCAGUACAAACCGCAAUGUGCUAACCUGUUCAUAAGCGUAUACAACAGAAAAGAGGCCACCCAUUGAGAUUGGGGGGGGGAGGGGGAAGCCAUUUCCACUUAUAGCUGAGGAUCUUUACAGUAAGAUUAAAUAAGAUGUUGAAUCAUCUGUCUAAAGAGUUUGUAUUAUCAGAUAUAUAGAUAUAUAUAUAUAUAUAUAUAUAUUUUAAAGAUUUUUGUUUUGCAACAGACUAUUCAAGGUUAUAAUUAUAUGUAUGUGAACAGGUUGUUGAUACAAGGAGAAAUCUGAUUGCCAUUAUGGAGUCAAUGAGGAAGGUUUUCCCUUUUUUUGUUGCAUAAUCUGAAAUUGCUGCAAACUGAAUACCUGAGUAUAUACCCUCUGUCAGCAAGGGCCACUGUUAUUUAUUGUAUACCGUAACUUUUUAAAAAUGACAUAUUAGGAAUUUUAAUUACGACUAAUAAUUAAAUCUAUUUUGAGUUAGGUUUCUUUAGGUGCACUCGUCGGGAAGAAACUAUUAAAUGUAAAACUGAGAAAUAUAUUUAUAUUUUUAAUUUAAAAAAUAUAUGUAUAUUUUAUUCAUAUAUAAUAUUGUGUAAUGUAUUCAUAUAGGGUAAGCCCAAUAUCUCCUUCAAAAAUUAGACAUAAUAUUUAUGGAUGUAUUUAAACAGAAAUGGUGAAAUUAUGUUGUAUAGGAAAAGUGCAAAAAGGCCUUAAUCACAAUUGCAUCACAUCUCGAAAGAGCUUUGGUCCCUUACGGGUUAAAGUGGUGAUGUUUCUCUAAAUAUAUGUAUCCAUAGGUUUUUGGUGUUGAACAGGACAUGGCAGCCAUUUUAGUAAUUAGUGACUCUUCAGUAAGCAUUACCAAGAACCAUGGAAACAAGUCCACACACCAACAAGCUCAGACUUGAAUUAUAACGUUUACUUUGAAAAUAUGAAAUACAUUCUUUGCCUAUGAUUUGAGACUGCUUAAAGGAACAUUAUAACUUUGGGAAUACAAACCAGUAUUCCAAACACUCUAGUGUCACUCUGCAAUUAACUAUAGGUCCACAUAAAGUGUUAAAACCCAUUUUCUCGCUUUCCUCCUCUCCUCCUCCGACAUCACACCAAUCCAGAAACCAGAGGCACAUGCACAGCAACUGCUACGUACACAUUAGGCCUUCCUCAUAGGAAAAUAUUGAAUUAAUGCUUUCCUAUGGUUAUUUAGAAGACGCUGGGUAUCCUCAUGCAAUUCAUGAGGACACCCAGUGUCGUUUUACAGAGUUAAACUCUAGUAAGCAUGGUAAAAAGUCUGGAAGACAGCCAGUAAAGACUGUCUUCACCCUACAAUGUAAACAUUGCCGUUUCUCUGAAACUGAGAUGAAGUGGUCUGGGUACCUGUAGUGUCCCUUUAAUUGUGAUAGGAGUACCACAUGCUUUGAUUAGCUGGUAGAUAAUCUAAAUAAUCAUAUUAUCACAUAGAGAUUAUUUAAUACAAAUAUAAAUAAAAGUAAUAGAUUACAACAUAUACAACUAUAGCAAAUAGUAACCAAUAAUGUAUGCUACAUGUAAACUAUAACAUUUCUUCUCCCGAUUCCAAGAAUAGUGUAAAGUAUUGGCUAAACCAAUUACUGAAACAUACAAUUUUUCACAAUCUAAUACGUAUGCCUUCCUUAUUUCUGAAAGUUGUUCAUUAUUGAUGUCUGGUAAUCUUGCAUCAUUGUCAGGUUUCCAGUGGAGCGCAAACCUGUAUUGCAUGGGAAACUUGAAUUACUCAAUAGGAUAUGAAACCAAGAAGUUAGUUGAAGGUUAAAAAACAAAACAAAACAAAAAAACUCUUGGCUGGCUGUGCGUGCUGUGAUUUGUAGUUCAACAGUCGAAGGGAAAAACAUAAAACACAAACGCACACAACUCUCAGAGUAGCCUAUCCUUAUUGAAUUGCUUGUUCUAAGACUCUUACCGAGAUUCUUUUAAAUUAAUGAUGGGAUCAAAACUUUAAAUAGGAACACAUGAAAAAUAGAAUCAUGAUCUAAUGCUUCCUGAUGUAUACAUUUUCCAUAAGACCUAAACAAGGUUCCUGUUUUGAUAUACAUGCUAUAUUUUCAGUAUUCUAUUUUACUUCACUCACUGUAAAGCUAUGUGAAAUGUGAGAGCAUUAUAAAUAAAUGAUAUACUCCCUAUGAUUUAUUACAUUACUGACCUUUGGCAGGCAUUCUGCUUAAUAGAAGAACUACAUUAAGUGGUGAAAACACUAUCCCGAGAGAGCUUUAAAGCUACGCUGUCUUAUUUAAAUAGGAUUCAGAGUUUAUUAUUUGUGUUUAAUAUAUACUUUGUAAUGUCAGCAAGCCAUAUUUUGAAGGUAUGUUAUUUUGUUGAGGGAUCAGUGAAAAUGAUGAAUAAAAAUGCUGCCACAUAAUUUAAAUGUCAUUACGGGCUUAGUAAAUGACUAGAGAGAGUGGGGUACCGUCACAAAAUUCAAUGAGAAAAUUCUGGAAACUAUGUCAAUGGGCAAACCAUUGAAAAUUACCAAUAACUGGUAUUAAUCUGAUUUUAUAUUUUUUUCACAUAAUAUUUUGUUUUCUUUCAAAUGUGUAUUAAAGAUUUAGCAAUUGACUUCACAAUCCAGUUCAGUCCUGGCCCACCCAGGCACAAACACAGAAGAUAAGUAGAAACAUUGUUUCUUCACGCACUAUGUUCAACGUCAGAAAAGGGCAGAGCUUACAUCAAUGGUUGUGUUAAACAGCUGUGAACUAAAAAUGUGGCUUUCACCCCAGAUUACUGCAUUAGCCAAUCAAACUUUAAGUAGUAUUGGUAGCCUGAAAGUUCUGCUCUAACCUGCUACCAGCAUAUCAUUACAAAUAGCUAAAUUAUUUGGGUCUAUGCAACACUUUGGGUCGGCACAAGAGACAUACCACUAUUGAAUCAAUUCAACUGAGACUACACUCGUCCUUGGCCAAACCAAUUUAAAUCAGCGAUGGGCUACUGUGAUAGGCUGAAAAGUUUCAGCUGACACUCUCGGCCAAUCACUAGCAUUUAUCACUGAUUGGUCUAAUGCAGAGGCUUCAGUCAGAAAAGCAGAGAGGGGCCUAGCUGCCAGCAACAGGGAACCUCCUUCAGCGUUAAACCAUUUCAAACAGUUAACUCUGAACGUGGGGAGAGGGGAUGUAGAUGAAUGAGAUGAAGUGGUUAUAGUGCCUAGAGGGUCCUUUAACCUAUUGGAUUGUCUCUUCCCAGACCUGUAGCUUGUAGGCUGGUAAAACAUAAAACUAACUUUAGUUCUGCUGUAGCUGAAAAUCUACCUUGUAGCCACCCCUACUUUAAGCAAUAGAUUAUCUUAUUUUAGACCUGUAGCCUCUCAUUUCAAUGCAAUAAACAUUCUCACUUUUCUUGCAGCACAGCAUUUGGUGUUUUAGUGACCCCAGGGACUGGUUGAUUAAUAUGCACCACAGAUAUAAAACAAUUGAUUUUUGCAGCUGCAUUGCUAAUGUGGCUGCACCUUUUCAAAUGGCUUUUCCUUUUGUGCACUUCCACUGCAUUUGAUUCAGACACGUUUGAUAGAUAAAACUGUAACAUAAUAUCUUCAGCCAUCCAAUAGAGCAUAAGCAGAAUUUUACAUUUCCUCAAAGCAUUCAAAAUCACAUUAAAACUACGCAAUAGCAUAGUUAUUAGUAGAUUCAGCUAGCAGCGCUACCCGUAAAGGUACAUUAGCGUGCUCUUAAAAUACAAUCGGACUGCCAGAAUACCAUACGAAUGGGAUAGAAAAUAACAGCCAUUCCAUGUUUUUUGCUAAGGUAUAGCAGGGGAAAAUGAUAUCUCCCCUCUCCAUACAUACCUCCCAGCUAUCUUUAUGUGGUCUGUACAACUUAGGCAUGCUAAACACUACCCAAGCUGUUACAAACAGAAAACAUGUGCACUUUGUAACAGGGUCUUACAAAUAACCUAUGUAGUGGUUAUGGUGCCAGGAGUGGCCUGGCAACCUCCCAGAGUAAUUUUUCAAACCAUUUAAGAAUGGUUUGACAACUCACCUAUGUCCCUGCAGGAGAUAUUUGUCUCCAUUGAAUAAAGCAUUGCCCCAUACAGAGUCAUGCAGAGCGCAGCUCUGUUUUAUAUCAGUGGAGCUAACCAUAUUUUCCUUGCAGGGAUUUCCGAAAGCAGGCAUUGCAGGUACCCUGAAGUACCCAGGUAAGUUGUCUGAGUGUUCUACGCAGUGUCUUAUCUGUUCCUAGAACUGGACUCUUCUAGGCAGUGAAUUGAAAUGUCCCACCUGGAAUUUGCUGAAUGCUGAAGUCAGUGCCCCAACUUAGGGGUCACAGCCCUGAGUGCUCCUGUCAAAAAAUGGGACUGCUAGUGCCAUCACUUUCCACAUGCUUUCUUGCUCCUCUUUCAGUCCUUGACAUUUGCCCACCCUCUCAUGUUCCUUCUUCAUGAUGUUAUGGUCACUGGGUAUUGCUAUAUCCACCACUAUUGCAGUCUUCCAGUCCUUGUCUACCACCACGAUGUCAGAUUGGUUAGCCAGUACUUGCUUGUCUGUCUGGAUCUGAAAGUCCCACAGGAUCUUAGCUCUUUUAUUCUAAACAACUCCUUGUGGUAACUCCCAUCUUGACUUAGGCAGGUUCAGCCCAUACAUAUAUUAUUUUUACCUUCAGAGAGUCAAACAGUUCCUGAAGUACCAGGGCAAUUGCAAAGACCAGAUCUAUGCCAUCAACACAUAUGCCUUACCAGUCACCAGGCACCCUGGAAUAAUAACCUGGGCAAGAGAAGAGCUGGGCACCAUGGAUGUCAAGACCCAGAAACUACUCACUAUGAAUGGAGGAUUCCAUUUCAAAUCCAGCACCCAGUGACCUGAUGAGUGUCAAGGCCACAGUCGUGGAUGAAAUACUAUUUUAUAUAUAUAUAUAUAUAUAUAUAUAUAUAUAUAUAUAUAAUACAUUGCUAAACACAAAUACACACACCAGUCAAGCCACAAGACAUGCUUUUCCCACAGAAAUUUCACUUUAACAGUGCUCUCACUACUGCAAGGGACUCUGGGUAGGCAUAUGCAAAUAAGCUCAACAAAGAACUACAUUCUUGCCUCAAUUCCACUUUAUACAUGGAUUCCUUGUAGGUGUAUGCUGUAUACAACAGCUUUGAAACACAAAUCCGGAAGAGGAGCAAAGCCAGAAUCCCUUGCAGUGGUGAGAUUUCUUUGGGAAAAGAAAGUCUUAUAGCUUGAUUGGUGUGUAUUUGUGUUUAACAAUAUAUUAACUAUCCACUUACUUGAGGUGGAAGGGGUUUUCAUCCACACGUUUUUCACCACCACAACUCUUAUGAUAGAUAUAUAUAUAUUAUAUAUAAUAUAAUAUAAUCUCUAUCUAUAUCCUUUAAGGCCUGCAAGUUUCCAACACGGAUUGAGAUCUGGGGAAUUUGGAGACCAAGGCAACACCUUGAACUCUUUGUCAUGUUCCUCAAACAAUUCCUGAACAAUGUUUGCAGGGUGCAUUAUCCUGCUGAAAGAGGUAACUUCCAUCAGGAAACACUACUGCCAUGAAGGGGUGAAUGUGGUCUUCAACAAACUAUGAUGCACUGUAUGUUCUGACACAUUUCCAUCAUGGCCAGUAUUAAGUUCUUAAGCAAUCUGAGCUACAGUAGCUUUUCUGUGUGUGAUAGGACCAGAUGGUCUAGCCUUCACUACACAUAUGCAUCAAUGCGCCUUGGGCGCCCAUGACUCUGACGUUAGUUUAAUGGUUGUCCUUCCUUGCACAACUUUUGGUAAGUACUAAUCACUGCAUAUCGUCACAAUUUGGCCCUUGUCAAAGUCACUCAGAUCUUUUCGGUUGCCCAUUUUACCUGCUUCCAACACAUGACGUCCCACUCCUUGACAGAUGCCAUUGUAACAAUAAUCAAUGUUAUUCAGUUCACCUGUCAGCGGUUUUAAUGUUGUGUGUGUGUGUGUAUAUAUAUAUAUAUAUAUAUAUAUAUAUAUAUAUAUAUAUAUAUAUAUAUAUAUAUAUUAGAAUAUGGCCAGGUGCAUAGCUGAGAAAUAUAUUUUUUUUUGGGGGGGGGUGGAUGGGACAGGGGUGGCGGGGUCAGUCAUGGGCAUCAGUUCUGUCAGGUAGGACUUCUGUGUCUAGUUGGGCAGUGAAGUCUGCCUUUGUGGUGGAUACGAUCCAGUGUGUCCAGGUCUCCAUGUACUUUUUGGUGGUGUUAGUCGCCCCUGUGUGUAGUUCUUCUAUCGCCCUGAGCUCUUCCAUUUGGGUGAACCAUGUCCGGAGUGGAGGGGUCCUAUCCUGUUUCCAGUAUUGGGGUAUGACCUGUUUGGCCACAUUUAGGAUUCUAAUGGUCAUGGACUUCUUAUAUCGGGAUCUGGGUAUGGUCGUGUGGUGUAGGAGCAUUGCUGCUGGCUCCAGUGGUGGUGGCGCGUCUGAGAAUUUCUCUAGGAUGUUGUGUAUACCCACCCAGUACAGUUUAAUUCUGUAGCAUUCCCACCAAAGGUGUAGUGUAGUGCCCUUUUCCUCUCCGCACCUCCAACAUAGGUCAGAGUAUGAGGGGUCGAUUACGUGUAGUAUAUUUGGGGUACGGUACCAGUAGCUCAGCAGUUUGAAUGCCGUUUCUUGUGUCUUUGUGAAGGCUGAACAGUGGUGUGUGAGAUUUUUCCCACUCUGUCUCGGUAAAAGUCCUCCCUAAUGCAGUUUCUCAUUUGCCCUUGAAGGCUGGAGUCUCUGUCGGGGUCUCUCUUUGUAGUAGUGAAUACAGGAAUGAGAUGCCGUGGGGUAGUGGGUCUGGGUGCAUAUAGCACUCUUCGAAGGUAGUCGGGUUCCUAGCAUGGGCUCGUCCCCCGUGGAGGGAAUCUAUAUAGUUCGACAGUUGUUUGUAUUUAAAGAUUUGUAGGAAUGUAGGGGGUUCGUUCUCUAUCAGGUCAGGUAGCGUCCUCUGACCCGAGUGUGUGUAAAUGUGAUGCAAUCUGGGGAUGGGUGUACGGAUUAUGUCCCUAAAAGCGUUCGGGUCAAGGCGGGGGGGGAAGUCGUGAUUGUGUGUUAGGGGUAGCAGAGGUGAAGGGUGUCGGGUCAGUCUGUGUGUCCGGGACGCCCUGUGCCAUACUCGUAGGGAAUGCUGUGCUAAGGAGGAGCAGCCCCGACCGAGCCCCCCGGAGCACCACGGUAGGACCGAAACUGGUCCCACCUUCUCUGUCUCCUCCACCGCCUUCCACAGUUUUCAUUUUAAUAACUUGAAUCCUCCCCAGCCAUGACAUAUGUGGGUAGGACCAUUCUGUUAGUUCUCGUCUAAACAAGUCCAAUAAAUGGGGUAAAGUUUUCCCUGUAUAGGUCCUCCCUCUGUUUGGUCAGCCACGUUCCCAUGUAGCGUAUUUUAUGUUCUGCCCACUGGAAGGGGAAACUUGCGCGUAGGGGGGAGGCCCGACCAUUGGGCAGGUCAGCGUUCAAGAUGUAUGAUUUGGAGAAAUUAAUUUUUAGAUUGGAGAUGACUCCAAAUGUUUUAAAGGCUUGAAGUAUGUUGGGGAGGGAGAUCUCCGGUCGAGAAACGAAAAAAAGGAGAUCGUCUGCAUAGGCGGCCACUUUGUGGUGUGUGUCUCCCACUUGUAUGCCUGUGAUGUCGUGGUGCUGUCUGAUUGCUGUCAGGAAGGAUUCAAAGGCAAGGACGAAGAACAGCUGUGAUAAGGGGCAACCCUAAUGGGUGCCAUUAUGUAUGGAGAACUCUUCCGUCAGUGCCCCGUUCACUAUCAUGUGAGCCGUGGGCCCGUCGUAUAUGGCCUCGACCCAUCUGCGCAUGUGGGGUCCGAGUCCCAUAUGGGCAAGGGUCUGGAACAAGUAAUCCCAUCCCCCCCUGUCGAAGGCCUUCUCUGCGUCAGUAGACAGCAGAAAAAGGCCCCCAGUGCCUCUUUUCUUGUUGUACAUGAGGGCGAGGGCCCUUAUGGUGUUAUCUCUCGCCUCACGGUUUGCUACGAACCCGACCUGGUCUGGGUGGACCAGCGUGGGGAUAUGCGGCUGCAGGCGCAUGGCCAAGAUCUUUGCCAUCAAUUUGAUAUCGCAAUUGAUAAGAGAGAUGGGCCUGUAGUUCCCACAGUGCUCUCCGUCCUUGCCCUCUUUUGGGAUGAUGGUUAUGUGCGCUGUCAACGCUUGCCUGGGGAAGUGGUGGCCCUCUCUCACCGCGUUAAAUGAAGCCAGCAUCGGUUGGUAUAGUUUGUCUGCGAAGUGUUUAUAAUAGCAGAGCGGCAGGCCAUCUGGGCCUGGGCUCUUACCGGGUUUCGUGUGCUUUAUUGCGAGUGCCAGUUCCUCUAGUGAGAUAGGCUCAUCUAGUUGGUCUGUGACCUGCUUAUCUAAUGUGGGUAGUCUGUGUGUCAGCAUGUAUUGUUGGAUGGAGUUUCUUAAGCGCGUAGUCGCUGUUUCUGUGUGUUGUUGGGGGAGUGAAUAUAGCUCUGAGUAGUAAGCUCUCACUGUUUUCAGUAUCUCUGCCGGUAGGCAGCGUACUGAGCCUUGUUUGUCCCUAAUUUUGUCGAUAUAGGUCAGCUGUCGUCGUUUCGCCAGCAUUCUAGCUAAGAGUUUGCCGCUUUUGUUUCCAUGCAGGGAGAAAAAGGCCUUAUGUCUGAUCACGUUCCUGUGGUGUUUAGAGUAAAGUAGUGAGGUCAAGUCACGUCAUAGUUGUAUUAGUUUUGCUUGGUGGGAUGGGUGUUGUGUAUGUUUAUUUAGCGUGUUUAAUUUUGGUAAGUCGGGCUUCUCUUUGUUUUUUAAGUUCUGCACCUUUUUGUAUGAAGUGUCCCUGUAUUACGCUCUUGUGUGCCUCCCACCUAAUCGUCGGGGGGGUAUCCUCAGGUGUGCUGUCUCCUCCACCGCCUUCCACAGUUUUCAUUUUAAUAACUUGAAUCCUCCCCAGCCAUGACAUAUGUGGGUAGGACCAUUCUGUUAGUUCUCGUCUAAACAAGUCCAAUAAAUGGGGUAAAGUUUUCCCUGUAUAGGUCCUCCCUCUGUUUGGUCAGCCACGUUCCCAUGUAGCGUAUUUUAUGUUCUGCCCACUGGAAGGGGAAACUUGCGCGUAGGGGGGAGGCCUGACCAUUGGGCAGGUCAGCGUUCAAGAUGUAUGAUUUGGAGAAAUUAAUUUUUAGAUUGGAGAUGACUCCAAAUGUUUUAAAGGCUUGAAGUAUGUUGGGGAGGGAGAUCUCCGGUCGAGAAACGAAAAAAAGGAGAUCGUCUGCAUAGGCGGCCACUUUGUGGUGUGUGUCUCCCACUUGUAUGCCUGUGAUGUCGUGGUGCUGUCUGAUUGCUGUCAGGAAGGAUUCAAAGGCAAGGACGAAGAACAGCUGUGAUAAGGGGCAACCCUAAUGGGUGCCAUUAUGUAUGGAGAACUCUUCCGUCAGUGCCCCGUUCACUAUCAUGUGAGCCGUGGGCCCGUCGUAUAUGGCCUCGACCCAUCUGCGCAUGUGGGGUCCGAGUCCCAUAUGGGCAAGGGUCUGGAACAAGUAAUCCCAUCCCCCCCUGUCGAAGGCCUUCUCUGCGUCAGUAGACAGCAGAAAAAGGCCCCCAGUGCCUCUUUUCUUGUUGUACAUGAGGGCGAGGGCCCUUAUGGUGUUAUCUCUCGCCUCACGGUUUGCUACGAACCCGACCUGGUCUGGGUGGACCAGCGUGGGGAUAUGCGGCUGCAGGCGCAUGGCCAAGAUCUUUGCCAUCAAUUUGAUAUCGCAAUUGAUAAGAGAGAUGGGCCUGUAGUUCCCACAGUGCUCUCCGUCCUUGCCCUCUUUUGGGAUGAUGGUUAUGUGCGCUGUCAACGCUUGCCUGGGGAAGUGGUGGCCCUCUCUCACCGCGUUAAAUGAAGCCAGCAUCGGUUGGUAUAGUUUGUCUGCGAAGUGUUUAUAAUAGCAGAGCGGCAGGCCGCCUGGGCUCUUACCGGGUUUCGUGUGCUUUAUUGCGAGUGCCAGUUCCUCUAGUGAGAUAGGCUCAUCUAGUUGGUCUGUGACCUGCUUAUCUAAUGUGGGUAGUCUGUGUGUCAGCAUGUAUUGUUGGAUGGAGUUUCUUAAGCGCGUAGUCGCUGUUUCUGUGUGUUGUUGGGGGAGUGAAUAUAGCUCUGAGUAGUAAGCUCUCACUGUUUUCAGUAUCUCUGCCGGUAGGCAGCGUACUGAGCCUUGUUUGUCCCUAAUUUUGUCGAUAUAGGUCAGCUGUCGUCGUUUCGCCAGCAUUCUAGCUAAGAGUUUGCCGCUUUUGUUUCCAUGCAGGGAGAAAAAGGCCUUAUGUCUGAUCACGUUCCUGUGGUGUUUAGAGUAAAGUAGUGAGGUCAAGUCACGUCAUAGUUGUAUUAGUUUUGCUUGGUGGGAUGGGUGUUGUGUAUGUUUAUUUAGCGUGUUUAAUUUUGGUAAGUCGGGCUUCUCUUUGUUUUUUAAGUUCUGCACCUUUUUGUAUGAAGUGUCCCUGUAUUACGCUCUUGUGUGCCUCCCACCUAAUCGUCGGGGGGGUAUCCUCAGGUGUGCUGUCUCCUCCACCGCCUUCCACAGUUUUCAUUUUAAUAACUUGAAUCCUCCCCAGCCAUGACAUAUGUGGGUAGGACCAUUCUGUUAGUUCUCGUCUAAACAAGUCCAAUAAAUGGGGUAAAGUUUUCCCUGUAUAGGUCCUCCCUCUGUUUGGUCAGCCACGUUCCCAUGUAGCGUAUUUUAUGUUCUGCCCACUGGAAGGGGAAACUUGCGCGUAGGGGGGAGGCCCGACCAUUGGGCAGGUCAGCGUUCAAGAUGUAUGAUUUGGAGAAAUUAAUUUUUAGAUUGGAGAUGACUCCAAAUGUUUUAAAGGCUUGAAGUAUGUUGGGGAGGGAGAUCUCCGGUCGAGAAACGAAAAAAAGGAGAUCGUCUGCAUAGGCGGCCACUUUGUGGUGUGUGUCUCCCACUUGUAUGCCUGUGAUGUCGUGGUGCUGUCUGAUUGCUGUCAGGAAGGAUUCAAAGGCAAGGACGAAGAACAGCUGUGAUAAGGGGCAACCCUAAUGGGUGCCAUUAUGUAUGGAGAACUCUUCCGUCAGUGCCCCGUUCACUAUCAUGUGAGCCGUGGGCCCGUCGUAUAUGGCCUCGACCCAUCUGCGCAUGUGGGGUCCGAGUCCCAUAUGGGCAAGGGUCUGGAACAAGUAAUCCCAUCCCCCCCUGUCGAAGGCCUUCUCUGCGUCAGUAGACAGCAGAAAAAGGCCCCCAGUGCCUCUUUUCUUGUUGUACAUGAGGGCGAGGGCCCUUAUGGUGUUAUCUCUCGCCUCACGGUUUGCUACGAACCCGACCUGGUCUGGGUGGACCAGCGUGGGGAUAUGCGGCUGCAGGCGCAUGGCCAAGAUCUUUGCCAUCAAUUUGAUAUCGCAAUUGAUAAGAGAGAUGGGCCUGUAGUUCCCACAGUGCUCUCCGUCCUUGCCCUCUUUUGGGAUGAUGGUUAUGUGCGCUGUCAACGCUUGCCUGGGGAAGUGGUGGCCCUCUCUCACCGCGUUAAAUGAAGCCAGCAUCGGUUGGUAUAGUUUGUCUGCGAAGUGUUUAUAAUAGCAGAGCGGCAGGCCAUCUGGGCCUGGGCUCUUACCGGGUUUCGUGUGCUUUAUUGCGAGUGCCAGUUCCUCUAGUGAAAUAGGCUCAUCUAGUUGGUCUGUGACCUGCUUAUCUAAUGUGGGUAGUCUGUGUGUCAGCAUGUAUUGUUGGAUGGAGUUUCUUAAGCGCGUAGUCGCUGUUUCUGUGUGUUGUUGGGGGAGUGAAUAUAGCUCUGAGUAGUAAGCUCUCACUGUUUUCAGUAUCUCUGCCGGUAGGCAGCGCACUGAGCCUUGUUUGUCCCUAAUUUUGUCGAUAUAGGUCAGCUGUCGUCGUUUCGCCAGCAUUCUAGCUAAGAGUUUGCCGCUUUUGUUUCCAUGCAGGGAGAAAAAGGCCUUAUGUCUGAUCACGUUCCUGUGGUGUUUAGAGUAAAGUAGUGAGGUCAAGUCACGUCAUAGUUGUAUUAGUUUUGCUUGGUGGGAUGGGUGUUGUGUAUGUUUAUUUAGCGUGUUUAAUUUUGGUAAGUCGGGCUUCUCUUUGUUUUUUAAGUUCUGCACCUUUUUGUAUGAAGUGUCCCUGUAUUACGCUCUUGUGUGCCUCCCACCUAAUCGUCGGGGGGGUAUCCUCAGGUGUGUUGUCCUGGAAGUAGUCAGUUAGGACCUUCCCAAAGUGUUCGGUUAGUUCCGGGCGGGACAGCAAGUAUUCAUUCAGUCUCUAUUUGGCUAUCGCGAGUCUGAGGACGGGGGAUUUAAGGGUUAGGGUGACAGGGGUGUGGUCCGACCAGGUUGCCACCCCCAUUUCCGCGUCCAGUACCAAGGGAAGGUGAUACUGUGUCGUGAGAAGGUAGUCCAGGCGGGUGUAUGUCUGGUGGGGGUGGGAGUAGAAAGUCAAGUCUUGUUCGUCCGGGUGGUGUGCUCUCCAGCAGUCAACUAGUUUGUGUUUGGUCAGUAGGGAUUUGAUUGAGUUGAGAUGCUGUUUUUGGACGUGUGAUGUACUUGUAGAACAGUCCCAGACCGGAUCCAUUGCUAUGUUUAAGUCACCCCCUAUUAUGAGGACCCCCUCAGCGAAGGAGUGUAGUUUGUGUAGGGUACGUUUAAGAUAACGGUAGUGUUUACCAUUUGGCGCAUACAGUGUGGCGAAGGUGUAUAGGUGUUCAGCCACUGUGCCUUUUAUAAAGAGGUAUCUACCCUCCCGGUCUGUCAUGCUUGCCUUCUCUAUGAACGGCACCUUUUUGUUGAUCAAUACCGCACCCGUUCUGAGAAAUUUUAGAUGACUUGCUAGCAAUUUAUUCAAUGUAAUAUAGAACAAAAACAAUUUAUCGUAUUUACAAAGACUCAUUUCUAAACACAUUUAUUGUAAUUUAAAGACACAUUGCUGUAAGUAUUAUUGCUGUGGAGCUCUGUUAAACACUUAGACACACCCAACAAUAUAGAGCUCCUAGAAAAGAGGGGCUUAUGGAUUGGUUCCCAAAUUAGCAACUGACUCUCCUAAACAGGGAUACUUGGCACGUGUGAUAUGUGGUCCUGGCUAAGCAUGGAAAAAAAAACUGUAUUCCCUCAUAUUUGUAAUUGGGCAGCAUGCACAGAGGUUCACCUGUCGCAAAAACUGAAUAGGGGCGGAGAAAGUUUUUUCAUUAUGUCACCAUUUCCUACAUAUUUCCUUCUGCAUUUCAGAAACUCUUUAAUGACAACUUCCCCUUUCUGUGUCAUUACCAGAAUAUAAACAGGAGUGUAAGAGAGAGGCACGUAAGCAGCCGUAAUCUCCUUGUUUGUGCUGAGAACCCCUGUGCAAGGGAUCUGAGGCCAGAAAGUUGCAGCACGGUGGCUAUCCAGCUUGUCUGACAGGUUAGUGCACUGUUCAUAGCAGGUUUUCUUUAUGUUAAGUUACAAUAUCACUGUUCGACUGGAGGGCUGGGGACGCUAGGGUGUGUGACACACUAUAGUGAUGAUAUCCUGAAGCAGCGGGUUAUUGCUAAUCGUGGAUGUAACUUGGAACUGAAGGGAACUUAAGGCAAAGGAGGACUGGCAGAUUUUGGACAGGUGACACAUACACUCUAUCAAUAACCUUUUUUGCACACAAAUCUUACAAACUUCUAUAUGGAGGGUCCUACUUAUAUCGGCCAUGUGAUUUAUGGGUUUUUACAGAUGGAUGCUGCACGGCGUGACAUCAUAUACUUUAACUGUCAUCUGUUUGACCUGUUUGGCAUGCGGGAGUAUUCACCUAGAAAUCUGCAUGGUUAAUAGAAACACUAGAUAGCCACCAAUGACAGCUUGCAUGUUUUAUUAGCUUCAUGAGCACGGUGUCCUCUCACACGGUGGUCCCAUACUCAUCAUAGUCUGGCAACCUAGACACUUUCCAACACUUGAAAUGGACAAAGAGGGAUUUGGGACCAACAUAGGGACUCUCUAGGCUAACAAUUCCUUUCUGUUGCCUUAUUCCUGCAGUAACAUGCCAACUGGCACCUGCAGAGGGAGAAUAAGGGCAGGGACUGCAGAGGGUGCAGGGGGUAUGGGUCUGCAAGGAGGUAGGAACUGCCGUAGAGCAGGGAGUAGGGGGUUAGGGGCUGCAGGGGAGUAGGGGCUGCAGGGGAGUAGGGGCUGCAGAAGGUACAGGGGAGUAGGGGCUGCAGAAGGUGCAAGGGGGUUGGGACUGCAGAGGGUAGAGGCUGCAGAAGGUGCAGGGGGGUUGGGGCUGCAGAGCUCCCUCUGGGAGGUAUGGGGCUACAGAAGGAGCAGAGGGGUUGGAGUUGUAGGGGAAGCAGGGGGUAGGGGCUGCAGGGGGAGAGCAGAAGGUGGGAGGGGGCUGCAGAAGGAACAGGGGGGUUGGAGUUGCAGAGGGAGCAGGGGGUAGGGGCUGCAGGGGGUAGCGGCUGCAGAGGGUGUAGAGGCCAUGGGAUGAUGGGAGUUGGUGUAAAGGUAUAGGGGUAUAAGGGCUGUGAUGGGGCAGUAGUGGGGGAGAAUAUGAAAUCUAAAUAUUUUGAAUAAAUAAAAAACAAUGAUUUAAAAAAAAAUCUCCCCUCCCCAAGUUUUACCUCCCAGGUGGUGCAAAAAUCCUCUUCUGUAUGUUCCUCACCGCCCCAGACAUGCUGCCUGUAACACUGCUCAGGGCAGCUCCGCACAGCUCGCUCCGCACAGCUCGCUCUGCACUGUAACUGAUGUCACUUCAUGCAGAACAAGCUGCAUGGAGCUGCCCUGAGCAGUGUUACACUGAGGGGCAGCCUAGAGGGGGUCUUUGGGAAGGCCCGUUAGCUAUCCCUCAGUGUGCCCAGCAAGGGGGAGCAGAUUUCUAGCAGUAGGGGCCCGCUGAAAGGCUGUGUGGGCCCCUUACUAAGUGCAGGCUGGCUGGGGAACUUGCUGAACUCCCCAGCUCAGCCAUAACUGCACUGCAGAGAGUUCUCAGGCCACCACUGCCAUGAGAUAUAUGGUAAAUAAAAUGGUAUGCCAUCAUGGGGGUAUUUUUUAUUCCUGGGCUACCAUUUGGUCUCAAAGGCAACAUAACCAGUCUGGCAAAUUUCAAUGUGUAUAAACUGAAAAAUGUAUGUGUACUUUCAGUAUUGCAGUAACAGCUAACAGUAUUGUGACAUUCACAGUUAAAAUGCCAUGCAGAACUAAAAAAAAUUACAAUUUCUCAUUUUUAAAAAUAUUUUAUUCAUAUUAAAUUAUGUUUAGUAUGCAAAUAUUUGUGACAUGAAAGCCCUAUUUCUCAUGAACAAAAUGAUAUAUAAUAAGUGUGGAUGCACAUUAUAUGAAAGAGGUGAAUUACGCCUGAACAGACAUACAGUCAAAUUCAAGGUUUUGUUAACGUUUUGUUUUGAUCACAACUUGUACAAUUGGCUUAGUCCUUAAGCAGUUAAACCGUCACGAAUGGGGGGGGGGGGGAAUGGGGUUGAAGUUGAGGAGGGCGGGGGGGGAUUAGCAGCCACAUAAACAGCUAGGGUAAUUCUAUAGUAUUAGGAUACAGGUAUAGCGUUUCUUUAAGGAAAAAAAGGACCAAGCAACAAUAUGCUGCAGCCGAAUCACCGAAUUAUCAUACUGGUUUAUACCUCCAACACUGAUUAUCUCACUUGUGCUAAUGCAUAAAUAUUGUCUGCUGCCGCCAAUGUGAUGACAAUUGUGAAGAACCCCUCCGUUCCCUAUGUUAUUUACUGUUUGCAUUCCCUUUUUAUCCCCAUUUCUGCCUAUUGCAUUUGGUAGAUGGAAGUACCGAACAAGGACCACCCUAUGGCUCAUUAAACAUCAAACGUUUAGGUGAAAUUGCUACCUCUGUCUGUGCGGCCAGCGUUCGUUAGUCGAAUGCCACGUGGCAGAGAAAACCGCGGCCAUCUUUGUUCAUGCGAACAAAGGCAGCGUGACCUGGUCGUCGAGUGCAUGGAACUGUUUUGCGGACACUCGACUUCCCGAACACCGGUCCCAAACAGACGAACGCUGGAACUCUAUUUACCGAAUAGCUAGAAGAGCGCUAUUCGGUACUUUGGUGCAUUCGACAGAGGGGCACGAACGCUGCUAUGAGCCAGAGGUAUCCAUUCGGUAUUUUUAUUCGUUUUUAUGUUUUUUUCGAAAGUGACCGGCAAAACCCACCAAAUUUGUGGAACUGUUUUGGGCAUGCAGCCCAGGGUGAGUCGGUCACAGAAGACUUCCAUAAAAUUUGCGAACCCCUGAACCGAUCUGGGUGAAAUUCAAAUAUGUUGGUCACCCAGAUCAGGGCUAUCAGGGGACACAUAAUUUAUGGGGAUACCCCCAGUAUAAAGGGGUGUUCUGAAAGUUGGGGGGAAAAGGGAUUUUUCAGCCCGGAGAUAAUUAAGUUACUAUUUUAUCAAACUAAAUUAUCUCCUGGGCUAGGGGAGGGAUUUGUAGGUGUGUGUUAACAUUUUACUGUUUGUGAUUGGUUAUUGUUUGUCCCUCCCUGAGGGCUGUCCCCUUGCAUGGGGACUUGCAUAAAAGCUGUGUGCACCCAUUAAAGGACAGUUCAUUUUGUACCCUUCUUCUUAGCUUCGGCUGAUGUUUGGGGAUUCGUGUGUUUCACUGAGGGAAUUAUCUGGUGAGACUAUUGGAAUUGCUAUAGGAUUCGUCUACCCUAACUACUGAACGGAGGGCUAUAAUCACUAAGGCUCUGGCGGUUCGGGAGGAAACUACCGAAUGAGGUUUAAAUAUACUUGGUUUCCUUACAACAAUUAAUAGUGCGUAUGGUUUCUAGAUCUCCAUAAAGUUCCUCCAAAGAACCGGAUUAAGUGAUCAUCCACAGGUGCAAACCUGCACUCGUUUACUGUAUUCUCUACUCGAUGUCAUAUCACAGAAAAAUACUCAAAGCUGCAUACAACAAAUCAGUCACACUGUAUGCCUCAAAGAUGUCUCCAUCAUUACCCAAUAUGAUGCAUAAUGUGUCUUUGUAACAGGUUAGACUAGAACAUAUUCCUUUUUCUGACAGGUGAGAUUGCCAUCAUCAGGUUUUUCCUGUCACUGUUUGGAAGACUUUUUAUCUUCAUUUCUGUGAAACCAAGGAUGUCCCUCCCACGCCAGCUUCGGGAUGAGAGGUAAAAGGCACAUGUCAUGAAGACUAGCUAUACAUACAUUUACACAUGCAAUAUAUCUGUAAUCCAUUCCAUACUGUAUUUUAAGAGCAAACUGUUGGCAUUUGUAAGAAGUACAGUAAUUCUGUGAAAGCCCUAGUUGCAUGAUUCAUGCAAAAGCUAUUAAUUAACAUUCUCAUCCUUUUAACACAAGUUGUGCAACUACUCAUUACUAGACCAAGUUCUGAAUACUAUACUGAAUAAUACUUACUUUAUACUUACUGAAUAUCCUUACUCUAAUCAUUAAGCCAAGCUGGUAAAUGUUACCAUCAUAGUAAAGUUAUCUAUUUAUGGAUUUAUGUAGAUUAUGAACUAAGCAAACUCUUAUGAGAUUAUAGCCAGUAGUACAUCGCCAGAUAAUAUAAUCUCAUUCUGUGCUAUAGUAAUUUAAUCACCAGUAUACUAUCGUAAAAUGCCAUAUCAAUCACAAUAUACCACUGUAUAUUGCCCUCACAGUCUCCACUAUACCACUGUAUAAUGUCAGCACAGUCACCAAUAUACCACUGUAUAAUGCCCUCACAGUCUCCACUAUACCACUGUAUAAUGUCAGCACAGUCACCAAUAUACCACUGUAUAAUGCCCUCACAGUCUCCACUAUACCACUGUAUAAUGCCCUCACAGUCUCCACUAUACCACUGUAUAAUGCCCUCAGUCACCAAUAUAUCACUGUAUAAUGCCCUCAGUCACCAAUAUAUCACUGUAUAAUGCCAUCACGGUCACAAUAUACCACUGUAUAAUGCCAUCACAGUCACCAAUAUUCUACUCUAUAAUGUCAUCACAUUCACCAAUAUACCACUGUAUAAUGCCAUCAGUCACCAAUAUACCACUGUAUAAUGCCCUCACAGUCACCAAUAUACCACUGUUUAAUGUCAGCACAGUAUCCAAUAUACCACUGUAUAAUGCCAUCAGUCACCAAUAUACCACUGGAUAAUGCCCUCACAGUCUCCACUAUACCACUGUAUAAUGCCAUCAGUCACCAAUAUACCACUGUAUAAUGCCAUCACAGUCUCCACUAUACCACUGUAUAAUGUCAGCACAGUCACCAAUAUGCCACUGUAUAAUGCCCUCACAGUCUCCACUAUACCACUGUAUAAUGCCAUCAGUCACCAAUAUACCACUGUAUUAUGCCAUCACAGUCUCCACUAUACCACUGUAUAAUGCCCUCACAGUCUCCACUAUACCAUUGUAUAAUGCCAUCACAGUCACCACUAUACCACUGUAUAAUGUCAGCACAGUCACUAAUAUACCACUGUAUAAUGCCCUCACAGUCUCCACUAUACCACAAUAUAGUACCAUCUUGUUUGCUAGUCAUAAAUCAGCUACUGACCUUUGCUCUGCUUUCUGUUCCUUAGUGAUUUUGACCAGUUACCUGAAGAUGUUGCUGUAUCUGCUCACAUAGCAGAUGUGGAGGAGAAAAGAGGCUUUACCGUAUAUUAUGUAAGUCCUAUCAUUUCCAUAUAUGCUUGGAGUUUGUUGUGUUUUGAUUUCGUCAGUUUGACCAGUGGCAUAGAACCAUUACAAUAUUCCAUCUGCUUUACUUGUUGCUACUUUGAGUGCAUCUCCAGUAGGGUAAAUGGGUAACUUCAUAUUUAGAAUCUAAAAGAAAUAUACAGCUUUUAUUCCACCUUACCAGAGUCUGUGAAAUCCUUAAAUAUGUCCGUGUCUCUAAGGACUCAGCUAUAGCAUUAGCAAACACACAUCCUCUUUACUUAAACCUCUCUGUUGCUCUGAAUCAAAUGUAACCUGUUGUUCCUUGCAGGCUUUUGUGAUUGAGGUGAAAACCAAAGGUGGUAGCAAGUAUUUUAUAUACAGAAGAUACAGCCAAUUUUUCACUCUCCAUGCCAAACUGGAACUUAACUAUGGCCCGGAGAAUGGCAUACCCCCAUAUGUCUGCAUACUUCCUGUCUUACCACGUAAGUGCUCUACAAACCUUAAAUCCCACCAUUUGUAACAGCCACCAGCACUGUGCUCUUUUCUUACUUGUUCUGAAUCUUACAAGACUUCUUACCCUUCUAAGUUAAUCAACAUCUUUUCACAUCUUAUGAUAAGAAGGUCAUUCUGUUUCUUUAUAUCCAGUGAGCAGUCUCUCUAUUUGUGAUAUGCUUUCUGUCCAAUAUAGUUUAUCAAUACUCACUUUCAGUUCCAGUUGCAAAAAGUAAGUCUACGAACCCAUCACUUUCUCCACUGUUUACCAUCCUUUAAGUAACUCACAUUAUCCUGCUCAUAAACAUGUGUAUCCUGGGGUAUAUUAUCAACAGAUAAUCAAAGCUGUCUUUAUUGCAAAAGGGGCAAACAACCUUGGGCCCCAUAAUUUACAGGGGUCCACUGCAACAUCUGUCCUUUGCUCCCCUUGGCAAUGAUGGUCACUAACGGUGGAACUAAAGCCUAUGCAGCCAGUGUCCUGCAAGCUGCAGGGGACCCAUCAGGUGUACCACAUAUUUAGUACUGCUGAUGAGCAUAUUUGAUCAGGGAAUGGAAGCAGGAGGAUGUCUGAAAAUAUGCAAAUUAUGACUUGUAUGUGUGUAUUUGUCAGUGUGUUUGUGUAUCUGUGUCUACAUUUUUCAGUGUGUGAAUUCAUUGUCUAUUUAUCUGUGUGUGUGUUUGUUUUAGUAUGUAUAUCUGUGUUUGUCAGAGUGUGUUUCUGUUUGUAUCUGUGUGUGUGUGUGUCAGUGUGUAUGUGUGUCUGUGUCAGUGUGUAUGUGUAUUUGUUUAUACAUCCCAGAAUACAAAUACUACAUACAAACACACUCAGCAUUCAAACGCAAACACUACACACAAGUAAAUCACUUGUUUCAAAUGACAUUAGCACAAACACACAAGUGCAUGCCGAUAGACGCUCACACAAGAUAUAUGACAUUUCACAUUUUGGGGGAAAAGCACAAGUGCGCCACUAGAUAAGUUCCAUCCACGGUAAAAUAAUUCCAAACGGCAUUUGAUGUUUCUGACAAAAAAAUUGAAUACAGCAGAAUCAUGUAAACGUGGGGACAGAAGUUAAAUUAAAUGGGUAUGGAACCUGAGGGGAAGCCACAAAGUCAUGACUUGGGGUCCAAACCUUUUAACAUGUGAACAGACCUUUAAUGGACUGUUGUUCAAAGGGAGCAUAUUUGCUCUCUAUUGACACAUAUUGGUGGCCAUAACCAUAGCAUGAAUAUUUAAUCUCAACUGAACAUUGUCUACGUGAAGCAUAUCACUUCACAGAAAUGAAUAUCCAUAACAAUAAGCAUAUGCCUUAGUUUUAAUAAAGUUGUUUUAUAAUGUGGUUUAAUACAGUUAAUAAAGCCAUUUUAAUACGUGCAUGUUUUUCAGUUUCUUUUCGAGUGGGGUGGUAGAGGGAAUUCGGAGUACGUGGAUGCAGGGGUUCAAGGUGAGGGGUGAAGGUUUGGGAGGGUGGGAGGCCAGGGGUCAAUUAAUAUUCUCUUUACAGUGGCCUUUCCAUAGUGCUCAAUGUUAGGCAGGGUGUUCAAAGUACAGGCUAGGCUGUUCCUUGUAAUUCUUUCUCCCUAAGCAAACUAGGACUCUACGCUUUAUCUUUGCAUAACUAUGUUGCUCUAUAUUUUUCCACACCAGCCUGUAGGUAUGGUGUGGGUAAAGGAGCAUAUAAAUAAUAUAUAUAUCCUUAAAGAUAAAAAUAGCCAUUUAUUUUUUUUGUAUAAAAAACAUUAUCUGGAAAUCUAUUCAUAAACAGGACAAUACAUAGGAGAAGAGGUCAUGUUUAAAUAACAGUUGGAUAAAUACUUGCAAAAACACAAUAUACAGAGAUAUACAUUUUAAUUAGUGGGGUAAUAGCUUCUUGAUCAAUGGAGAUAUCUGACUGCCAUUUUGGCAUCAAGAAGGAAUUUUUUCCUAGUUUGUUGCACAGUUGGAAGCGCUUCAGACUGGGUUUUUUGCCUUCUUUUGGAUCAACAGCAAAAAUCACACAUGAAAAAGGCUGAUUUGAUCGACGCGUGUGUCCUUUCUGCUAUAUAACUAUGUAUAUGAGAAUGCAAAGGAUAUUAUCAAGCAAGUAAACAUUUUACUAAUAAAAUCAUAAAAUAUUAAUAUAUUAAACCCCUAUUGUGGAUUGUUUCCUACAGGAUAAAGCAUACCCCCAUCUCCUGUCACUGUGUUUUGGACUAAUUGAAGUGUAGUGAGAGGAGUUUAUCAGUCAAAUAUUGAAAUUACAGCAAUUAAAAUCUCUUGAAAACAUUUGACUUUUAUAGAAAGAUUAAAUAUUUUAGCUUGGGGCAGGGGCUGCUUGUUAAUGUGCAAACCUGCCUCCGCUUUCUGUGACGUUAGAGGCACAUCCUUAUAUACAGAGCAUUUAAAAUGUCCAGUGCUCUGUAUGAAUGUCCUUGCAUUGUUGGUAGUGCUCAUCUUAUCACAGUAAUUAUUGUGGGAACUUGGUUCCCUCUGCACAUAUAGUAUGGGAACCAAGUUCCCAUUGGUACCCACUGCACUAGAGGGACAUUUACCUUUCAUUAAAGGAUCACUAUAGGCACCCAGACCACUUCAGCUUAAUUAAGUGGUCUGGGUGCCAGGUCCAGCUAGGUUUAACCCUUUUUUCUAUAAACAUAGCAGUUUCAGAGAAACUGCUAAGUUUAUAAUACCGUUAAUCCAGCCUCUAGUGGCUGUCACAUUGACAGCCGCUAGAGGCACUUCUGCGCUUCUCACUGUGAUUUUCACAGUGAGACGACUCCAGCGUCCAUAGGAAAGCAUUGAGAAUUAUUAGAAGUAUUAGAAUGCUUUCCUAUGGACUGGCUGAAUGUGCGCGUGGCUCCUGCCGCGCAUGCGCAUUCAGCCAAUGACAUUGCUAUGGAGGAGGAGAGGAGGAGGAGAGUCCCCCUCCCGGCGAUGGAGAAAGAGGUAAGUUUAACCCCUUCCUCCCCCUAGAGCCCGGCAGGAGGGGGACCCUGAGGGUGGGGGCACCCUCAGGGCACUAUAGUGCCAGGAAAACGAGUAUGUUUUCCUGGCACUAUAGUGGUCCUUUAAUCUGAACGAUAACCUAUAGUUUAUAAUAAUCAACCCCUUAAAGACUGGUGGUGUCCUAUGACUUCUUAGCAAUUUGAUCUUUAAGAGGUCUAUUCCCCAAAAAAGUAUAGUUCUCAAUGAAUGGCAGUAGGACUUCCAAGACUCAAUAAUCUGAAAAUUCACCUUUUGUAAGGGGGUCAGAAAUCCACCAUAAAUAAGUAGGAUACGACUGUAAUUACAGCAAAAAUCAAUAUUUGUCCUUAAAAUGUUCAAUUAGGAAGUAUACUUCAAGAUUAUGUAGUUGUAAAGUAUUUUUGGGAUUAUAUGUGUGCAUAUUGUGUUUUAGUUUAGUUCAGAUGUAAUUGAAUUUGUAGUUUCUCGGAAUGUGUUUUAAAUCUGAUUAUUGACUUUUACCUACAGCAAAGAUCUAUGUCGGGAGCAAGAAUGAAAUUGCAGAGUCUCGCAUUCCACUUCUCAAUGCAUAUAUGAAGGUAAUUCUGCUAGAGGCUUUAUGUUUUACUGAGAAAUUCCUCAUGUUAGCUUUUAUCUAGAAAAAUUCAAUUUUAAAUCCAAAAGCCACUACUGGAUGCUAAUUCUACUUCACCACUCUGUUGCUUCCUUCUCUACGCAUUUCACAAUCUCAGCCCACUAAUAAAUAUUUCUGUAGCUUGGGACACCCACGGCUAUAAUUGCACAUACUAGCUAAAUGACCAAUCCUGAUUAGCAGCCAUUGCAGUCUGACUGCCAACAUAAAUGUACAAUAUUAUAGUCAGUUUGGCUCUUUUCCUAAUAUAGAAAAUGUACUUUAUAAUUCACCACAAUUCUUUUGUUAAACACUAAAUAGAUUGGGUUCAGUCACUAGCUACAAAAAUAUCUAUUAGUGGGCUGAGAUUGUGAAAUGUUUGAGGACCUGUGGUAAACUGAUAAACAAAUAGCAGAUUUUAUAUAAAACACAACCACUUUAAUUCGGUUCUGUCACCCCUUCAGCAGGAGUGUUAAGACCUGCAGUGGUUAUGGUACUGCAGUCUUCUAUUCCUUCCUCAAUAGCUGAGCCUAAGUGAUUAGAACUGCAGUAGGAGGUAGAGGAAUAGUGUAGAUGAAUGCAGCUUCCAAGAUGAUUCCCCCCAGCAAAUAGAAUAUUCCCCAAACAUGAGCCUAGACUUCAUGAAGGGUGUAACAGGAAUGAAGUUUAUUGAUGACACACUGGCUUUUAUGAGAAAUCCUCCUGCAAGAGGACCUCCCACAGUAAACAAAGACAAUAACCAAUCAACAUACAGCUUUACAGUAACCUCGCCCUCUCUCUGCCUGAGAGAUAUUGAGAUAAGUUAAGGAAUAACCCAAUUAUCUCCAGGCAGAGGGCACACAAUUUUCCCAAAAGUUAGAACAUCCCUUUCCACACAAGGUAUCCCCACAAAUUACAUAUCCCCUGAUAGCCGCGAUCUGGGGCACCAACAUAUCCAAAUUUCACCCAGAUCGGUUCAGGGGUUCUUAAAAAGGAUGGAAGUCACAAGUUACCGACCACGAGGCUUCUGCCCAAAACAGUUCCACGAAUUCAACAUGUGUGGUCAAUUCAGAAAAAGGCAUAAAACUAAUAAAAGUUCCGAAUGGAUCCUCCUGGCUCAUAGGAGCGAUUACUCCCCUUGUCUGUAUGAACAAAACUACCGAAUGGCGCUCUCCUGGCUGUUCGGCAACUAAAGGAAGCAAGCGUUCGGUAGUUUCAGCGGUGAUUCGGGGGGUCGAGUGUCCAAUUUUAGUUCCAGACACUCGACGACCAAGUCCCGCUGCCUCCUUUCGCGCAAACAAGAUGGCCGUCGUUUUCUGUUCCACGUGGCAUUCGGCUCUACGAAAAGUGGCCGCCCAGAGAGCGCUUAAUAGAUGGUUCUUUUGAAGUUAAUGAGCUAGGAGGGUGGUCGGUGUUCGGUAGUUUUAAACUACCGAGUCAAUAGAUUCAACAUGUACAAAAAUACUGCAGAAAAAAACAGAACAUAGGAGAAAAUACUGAACUAAGUCUAUUUUCUUCACAAGGAGUAUUUUGUAAAAAUAAAAUCUUCAUGAAAUCCUAACAUUGACUGUAUUUUAAUUUCACUGAAAUUCCAUCCAGUCAAAACAUAUACUGAGGAACUACUUUGUCUCAGUUUUGUUCCUAUGCUUCACAAGCUUGACAAAGGGGAGCGUUACCUUUUGUCAAGCUUGUCAUUUCCCUCAGCUGUCCCUAGUUAUGGCCAUAAGGGAAAAAAGAUGCUUCUAUGGAGGAUCCACCGGGACCACGUACGCACAAGAGUAUAGUGCUGACGAUGGCUCCUUGCAGUCUGUCCUUUGCUCUCUCCUAUAGGGCAGCACUCUAUUCUCUCCUCCAGCAUUGCUUCACUCCACCUUAUUUGAUUGCUACCUCCUGUCCUAUUGUGUUAUACCCCCCACCUCCUAUAGACUGUAGGCUUGUUUGAGCAGGGCCCUCUUCAACCUAUUGUUCCUGUAAGCUUUUGUAAUUGUCUCAUUUAUUGUUAAAUCUCCCCCUUUGGUAAUAUUGUAAAGCGCUAUGGAAUAAAUUGGCGCUAUAUAAAUACCAGUCAUAAUAAUAAUAAUACAUGCCCAUUGUGGCUAUUUUGGCUUUGGUUAUGCAAUUUAGCUUUUAAUUCCUCAAUUUUGUAUUUUAUUGGAUACAUGUAUUUUUAUGUCUUUUUUUGCCUUUUUCACUUCAAGUGUAGAAUAAAUGUCAGUUUUCACCAACUGUUAGAAAGACGUAACUUGCUUCAAGUAUAUCAAGGUAUAAGGUAUACUUACAUAGAAAUGUUAUCUAGUAUUGGGGCAUUUUCUGUAUUAUAAGUUUUAUUUGUAAUGCUUUAGUUUUACAAUUCACUUAAUACAAACUGAGUAGUAUAAAUGUUUCAUUUAUGUGUAAAAAGAAUACAGAAAAAGAAAUGACAUGUAAUUUUGAAUCCCACCAGUAGCUGGCGCUUGUGACCACAAAUAACCAAGCCAGACAUGUUGCAUAAGGUUUCAACUUGCACUGGAAAGACAGUAUUUGCUCACUGUACACUAGGGUAACCAUAUUUUUCAAUGCAUGUUUCUUUAUUAGAGGCAAAGGUUUCUAAAAGAGAGAAAAACAGAUUGCUUUAUGGCUAAGAAUAUAAUUUGUGUACAAUGUUCCUUCUAAUAUUUAGUCAUUUGUGUGCAGAAAAAUGCUGUUCUGCAAAUUAUUUUCCUGUCAGAAAAGUAUGUGCAAACUGAAUUCUUGAAACAAUGUUCAGGUUUACAUUUUCACAAGACAAUUUUAUCACAUUGGGAGUAGGUUAUUAGGCACUGUUUUUACUCUGUAGUUGGCUUAUGAUUUAAUUGUAUGCUUUUUGUAUAGCUCCGUUAUGCAAGCCACAUUACUAUGUACUGCCUGUCAUUUGUGUGCAUCUCUUAUAUAUUUGAAUAUGGUGUUGGUUUAAACUUUAGUAGUGCCUUAUAAGGUUUGCAACUUGGCAUUCUCAUUGUUUUAUGUGCCUUCUCUCUCACAUUUUUAUUUGUAUAAUACAAGUAUAUUACCAUGUUUUAAUAUAACACACAUAGGAUAGCAAGCUAUAUUAUGCCCCCAUGCCACAUUGUCUAAACAUUGCCUACAUAUAUAUUUUAGUUUGCCUUCAUUUUAUAAUGCAAAAAGAUAAGUCCUGCGCUCACUCCCAUCACUACUGGGCCGGCAGCAAUGUCUACAGUACACAUCAGCCCCGCUUUAGAGGGGACCUGCUUUAGGAGGGUCUGCCUUGAGGUUGGCAGGCGGGCAUUCCCUCCACUGGCCAUUGGAGCAACUAAAUGACCUCCAUUUGUCUAAAUAUACAUAGGGAUUAAUGAGAGAGCGCAGGUAACUUUUUCUUUUCUUUGGUUUUUACUAUAUAUUGGAGCUGAUGUGUACUGUAGUCAUUGCUGCCGGCCCAGUAGUGAUGGGAGUGAGCGCAGGACUUAUCUUUUUGUAUUCGUAUGUACUUUGUAUCACAUAGCCUUGUUACAAUGCUGCCGCCCAUCCCAUGUGUUCCCUAUUAAGGGUUAAUAAGUAUAUAGGGGUGUAUAUAAAGGGUACCCCUCUCUGUCUCAUUGGAGAUAUCUUUUCCAGAAGCUCAAGGAAGCAGGCUGAAGGGUCAGUGUAGGACCCACUUAAGGGGGGUCUGCCUUGACGUUGGCAGGCUGGCAUUCCGUCCAGUGGCCAUUGGAGCAACUAAAUGACCUCCAUUUGUCUAAAUAUACAUAGGGAUUAAGGAGAGAGCGCAGGUAACUUUUUUGCUUUCUUUGUUUUUUUCAUUUUAUAAUGCCCACAUCCAUGCCGCAUUGACUCCAUUUUAUUAUGCAGAUUGCAUUCAGUCAGGCUGUCUAUUGAUAUAUCUGCACUGGGCUUCCUUACACAUGUCACGCAGUACUGUGAUUCUCGACUGCCGUCCCGCGAGAUGACAAUAAAUAAAGCAUUGCGGAGAUUCACAAAGCUGCGCAGUGCGUGUAAAGGAGCACAAGUCCUGCUCCUGAGUCCUGACACAUCCGCAGAGGCCCACAGCCUGCGCUUGCUCAUAAUUUCGUUAUGUGCGCUAAAUGCAAAAUAGGAGUGCGUGCGCAUGCACACACCUUACAGGAAACAGAGUUCAUGUACUAUUUUAAAUAUUUGCUUUAAUAAUGUCAACAUAAAUACAGAGUGUCAUUAUAGUAAUUGUUUUUUUCAUUUUCUAAAUGCAAUCUGUAGAUAAUGCAUUAAAACUAUGGAAAAGCAAUAUUGGGAACAAAAAAAAGUUCACAUUGAGUCUGUGCUCAGACCUGGAAGUAACAUGAUAGUCACUUAAAUGUCUAUAGCACUGCUGAGCUUAUCGUGCGAGCACAGCGUACAGCAAUGAUUCUGGGAGGUGUACAGAAGAACUACAACUUACAGAAUCAUCAACCAUUGGAUCACGUACAGAAGUUUUAAAUUAAGUAUCUAACCACAAUAUGGAUGUCAAUGUAAAUGGUAACCCUACCCAACUAGUUCACCUGUAUGGGUAUUGUGUAAAACUCCAGUAGCUGAGACAAUGUUACUCAAAAGUCAACUUGCCAAACACACCAGUUGAUUGUAAGGGGUGUGAGUUGAUGCUUUCAAAUAGCUGCCCCUAGGCUGACCAACUAGGAGAUAGUAAUUAUUUGCAAUGUUACAAUCUAUUUUUACACUUUGGUAAGCAAAAGAUAAAGUCAGAGUUUAAAGUGACAAAUUGUUUUUGAAAUUGUUUGCGUAGUUCAUUUCUGCAAUAAAUAAAAAAAUAUAUAUAUUUUUUUUGCAAAUAUAUAGAUAAGGUGAAAGUCAAAAUGGGCAAUUGAUAGAAAUUUACACCGGUAUAUUUUAUCUCUAUUAAGUAAAUCCAGGUUGCAUAUUUUUACAAUAUGUCUUUGAAAGAUUUAACACAAACUUAAUAAUGAAUAGACAUGUGCAAUUCGCUUCGGUCCGAAUUGAAAUUCGGAUGAAUUUCACACAAUCGGAUGCUACCUAAUGGCAGAAUUUCGGAAGUGCAAACCGAAGUGCCGAAUUUCGGAAGUGCCGAAGUGCUUUGGACUUCUGAAAAGUGGCAAAAUGGGUAGGGUUAGGGUUGGGUUAAGAGUAAGGUUAAGGGUAGGGUUGGUUUAGGGUAGGGGCAGGGUUUGGAGUAGGGUUAGGAGUAGGGCUAGGAAUAGGGGUAGGGUUAGGGUUGGGUUAGGAGUAGGGUUAAGGGUAUGGUUAGGGUUAGGGUACCCCUACUCCUAACCUAAUCCUACUCCUAACCCUACUCCUAACCCUAAUCCUAGCCCAAUCCUAAUCCUAACCCACCUCUACCCCUAACCUAACUCUAACCCUACCCCUAACCCUACUCCUAACCCUCCUCUUAACCCAACCCUUACCCUGUAAGUCCCGCAGUUUCGGAAUGCCGAACCAAAUUUUUUGGCCAUGCACAUCCCUAAUAAUGAAUGGAUAAUCUUGGUGAUUGCCAUUUUUAUAUCGUUUUUACUUGUCUUUUAGAGUUGUUAUACUUCAGCUUACUUUUUUCUAAUUCUUGAUCAUGUUGGCUAUCUAUUUUAUCCUGUUUCUGAUGUUUCUUUUAGUAAGAACAUAAUGAAGAGGUUAAUGUGGCACUGGCUACAGAUUUAAAUAUUAUGGGGUUAUUAACAAAAAUGUGAAGUCUUAGGAACCCCAAAAUAAUUUAGGUCUCACUAGUCUAUUUAAAUCAGCAGACUAUAAUAGCUAUAAAAUCACACACACUGAUGACAUUAAAUGGCUAUAUUACUUGUUAAUAUAUCUCUCCAAUACCUGCCUUUCUAGUGCACCUCUGUUAAAGAUACAUUUAUUUAUCUCGUGUAGGGUCUGCUGAAUUCCCCUGUUUGGCUCCUAUUAGAUGAAGAUUUGAGGGUAUUUUUCUGCCAAACAGUAUUUGACAGUGAGCGGAUCCCACGUGGCCUGCGCAGGUUGCGCCCCCAAACGCGGAAAAUGUAAGACUUCAUCUUUUCUUUUUCUAGAUCCCAAAUCUCUCUCUCCAAACAGAAACAAAAGAAAACUAUAGGCCAUGUUUAUCAAGGCAAUAGUUUAACAAUGCAACCAUAGCCAUACAUUUUGAGCAAUCAUUAUAUCGACAAGUGAAAGGUUUAUACUAAAUGCUCCAUAUAUAAACCUUUGCAGCUAAAUAAAAGAUGCUGUCCAUAAAUUAAUUUAAUAUUCUCUUAAGUACUUUAUCGCAUUUCUCACAAGGUUCUUACCACAAAAGAAUAACUCCUACACGGUGCCAGAUCUUUGCUGACAUAUAAUAUGAAGAUGAACUAUGCGCCCCUAUACAAAAUGAUUGUUGCAACUAACUAGUCCUAUAACAUAUGGUGGAUCUGUGCAAAUCUUUCAGGUCACCUAACAGAGAUCAUUCUCUGCUCCUGAUGUCUAGUUCACGCUGCUACAUAUGUUUUUGAUGUGUAUAUAAAAGCAAACCUAUUUACAAUAGCAAACCUAUUUUUAUAAGAUGGUUACAUACCAGUUUAAUGCCAAGAUCAAUGACCGGUCAGGCAUGUUAUAUUUUAAAGCAGUGUGCCAAAAAGGUAGGUCCCCAGAUGUUGUAGAACUACAGACUCCAUGAUGCUUUGUCAUUCUAAAGACAUGCACAGCAUCAUCUGAACUGUAGUUCUACAACAUCUAGAGAUCUACCUUUAGGGCACCCCUCGGGACAUGCCGAGACCUGGGUUAUUACAGGAUUAAUAAGUAAUGUUUCUACAAGGUUUAUUUUUUAGUUGUUGGUACAUUAUAGAAAUUGUGGCACACAGUGCUUUGUAAAUAAAAUUCCUAAAUGCAUGAACAUGUGUGAACAUUUCAAAAUGUGAAUGGAGUCAAAAAAGAACUUUCUGUAUAAUGUAACAAACCCCGUAUAAUAUUGUUAUAUUUACUUUGCAUUCACUUAUAUACUUAAUGAUGGGUAACCUUUGGUAAAUCAGUUGUUUUGGAACAUUGGUGCUCCACAGUGGAGCAUCAGGGAAACCACAAUUCAUAUCAUCUGCACUGAGUAAUUCAGUAUAUUUCUGUUUAGCAGCAAACGUUUCUAUUAAUAUAAUUUGUUUCAUAUCUCUUAGAAAGCAGAACACUCAACAUGUCUGUUCUGAUAUGGACAGACCAAGGGCAGAGGUAAGCUUUUCUAAAAUACUUUGUCAUAAUUUUUGUGCAUCAAAAGCUGGAACAUAUAUGACUUUCGUAGAUGUAAAAAACAAAAUCUGGUGGAACAGUUGAGUCACUGCAAUAUUUUUUACGUCUGUGUACCGACUACAUCAACCACAUUUAAUUAUUUAAUUUCCUGUACGUUCAUCUGUCCAUGUUCUGUCUCUCCUUCUAACCUGUACUGUUUUCCCCUCUCUCUCAAUACUCCACAAUUCUGUCUCUUCCUCUCCCUUCAUAGUAUCUCACCCAUUCUCCCUCCUCCCCCACCCCCAAAAUGUUUCCCCCAUAGUGUCUCCCUCGUCCCAUAAUGUUUCUCUCAUAUUAUGUAUCCCCAUAGUGUCUCCCACCAUACUGUCCUCCCCCCCCAUACUACCUACUCUUGUACCGUGACCAUGUUGUCUCUGCUCACUUAGGCUUUUAGCUCUCCUGUUCAGCCUCCACACAUUAAAUGUUGUGUCCCUGGUGAAAAUACGAGAGGAACAAGCAAGGAGUUGGCACAAAAUCAGAACUCGGAGGCUAAACAGGGCAACAAAGAGCAUUUUGAUGAGUGCUGAGAUUUCUAACAUGUUAGAGGAACAGUGAUUCAUGUAAAGGGAACACAGCCUACACUGUCAGUAGGAUGGUUGGAGAGUUCUUUGAAAUCUCCAAACAGCUUAUUGCUGGCCCCUGUCUGUGUGUGCAUUGUGCGAUCCCUGUGCAAUUGCACAAGUUGCAAACUCAUAAGGCUGGCCAUGCAAGUGAUCAUCACCCCACCACUGUGCCAUAUUAACACCUUUCCAGGCUCUGGGCCUUAGACGGCCACCUUAGACCACCUUAUGGGGAUACAGGUAUGCUCCUAUAACCACACUGUCACUUAUACAAAGAAACCUGAUCUCUCCUGUACACACUGUCCCUUAUACACAGAUACCGUAUCUCUCUCUGGUACAAACACAUGCAAUUUCUAUCUCAUACAGACACAUUACACGUACGCAGACAUCUAAUCUCUCUCUUAUACACACAACCCCUUAUACACAUUCACCCAAUCUCUGUACAGAUGACACACUUAUUAUUCCCAUAUACAUUUCUCUUUCUAUAGGCUCUCUUUGAUUUUAAGGGCAACGCUGCACCUGAGCUGUCCUUUAAGAGUGGAGACGUGAUUUAUCUUCUGAGUCAAAUCAACAGAGACUGGUUGGAGGUGAGAGCGAGCAAAUACUGGUCUGUCACCAGAACAUUUCAAUGUUUCUCCCUCUUAUGUUCUUACACAUCAUAUUUUACUUUAAUAUUAACUGCACAGUUCGAUAGACAAAACUAUGAGAUGUAAAACAAAAAUCAUUUAUUCUAUGUCUUUAACUUAGCCCUGCUGUGAAAAUAUCCAUUUAGAAUAUAGUUUCAGAAUCGCCGUUAGAGCCAGUUCUGUCAACAGGAAAUUUGAUUUCUUAUGUUUUCCUGUGCCUGUCAGUUUGUGGCGGGAUGCAGCAAAUUAGACGUGCCACAUAUUAAACUCCUUCAUUCCGUAUAAUCCUGAUGUACAAGGGACAGCGGAGAAUAGUAUCCGUAUUCUAAAGGCAGAUGGCGCAUACAUUUGUUUAUUGGUUGUUACAACUCUUAUGAUUUUUUUCGUAUGGUUGCUAGGGAACAGUCGGUGACCGGACAGGUAUCUUUCCACAUUCAUUUGUGAGGAUAAUCAAAGACCUCCCGGAGGAACAGUAUUCAGUCAGCCUGCUGCGAUGUUAUUUUCAUGAUGAUGAUAUCUGCCACAUCAGGUAAAAUUUAAUAUAUAUAAAAAAUGAGCACUAUUCCAGACUUUAAAUUAAGUAGAAAACAUACAAAAUAAAUUACCAAGUGGUUGCAUUCUCUAACCGUGAAGUGUUUAAUCCAUCUAGCCUUUUCACCAGUACAGUUACAAUAUUAUGUAUAAAUAACUAUCACUCAAAUCAUCAAUAUAUAUUUCCCGUCACAUUUAACCUUGAGUGCUAUUUUUGCACGUAUAAAACAAUCCAUCUCAUUUUUCUUUGUCAAAAAUUAUUUUUAACUGAUUUAUAUGUAGAGGUAUAUAGCAGAUUAAAUACAUCUUGCGGUUUAUACUUCAGUUUAAAAUUACUAUUACCCAACAGGAAACAGGAAGUAUGAAUAAUUAGUAUUUGAUGAAUAAUUUUAUUGGGGAAGAUAUCAUUUACACCCCAGUGGAAAAAGCCAAAACAAUGAAACUGUUUAAAAGGAAAUUGUCAUCGAAGCUGAGUUUAACGAAGUAUACAUAUAAGAGAACCUGGACAGUCUGGGACAGCCAAACUCUAAUAUUAAUAGCAUAGAGAUGACCAGAACUAGGAUUCCAAUUGUUAGUCAUUAAUUUACCAUACCACAGCAAAGUUUCAGGUCACAUAGUCUUUCUUGUUGAGAAAGGCACCACAUGAAAUAAGCAACAAUGAAAUACCUUAAAAUAGAGAAUCUCAGGUGUCUGUUAUAGAAUAUGAAAAAAAAAAUCUAUCAUGGGUUAUAUGUUUAUUACAUAUAUGUAAUGUGCAGGAAUAGAACCUUUAAAAAGCUGUCUUGAUUUAUGUUCCUAUUUAUAAUAAUAUGAAUGCAACAAAGGUAGACAGACAGGCAGACCGAAAAAUAGUCAGAGACAGACAAAUGUGUUGAAUGAACCUUGAUGUACCAUUUUAUUAUUUAUUUUCUUUUAAAUAAAAAAAAUCUAUCAAUCCUCAAACUAACAAUAAUUACAAUAAUAUUAAAAUUAUACUGGCACAAUUGGAAAAAGUAGACAGAAGUCUCUCUCAAAAUUUAAGGCCCAAGGUGAAUGGCAUCCUUAAAAUUAAUCAUAUUCCCUAAAUAAGUAAAACACUAUCAACACUGAUCAAUACUUUGUCUUUCACAGGGACAUCUCUGUUGAGGAAGAUGUGAGGAAAUGUCCAUCUUAUAAAGAGCUUCUAGAUUUAAUAAGGUGAGUAUAAACAUCCAAACAGAAUGCUGUCAGUUCCGAUAUUAGUCAACACUGCCGUACCUUGGCAUUAUAGUUUGACGGGUUUUUCAGAAAUGACUAAGUUGGUAUCAGAUUUAUCAUCAAAUAAAAAAUAUUUGCUGGUAUUACUUUAAAUUUGCCAAGAGAACCCAUUGAGGUAUUCAGCAACAUUUGACCUUGAAUAUUUCCACUUACUGGGGAGAUUUUCAUGAGUUUGAUCUAGCAAACAGUGAAUUCACUGAAUACAAGGGUAGAAUUUAUGUAGCAAAUUGAUGUCAUUGGUGGUAUUUUGAAAUACAUAUAUACCUUAUAGCUUUAUCACACAGUUACCCUCAUUUGUAUUACAGAAAUGAAUUUCCUGACGUUGAUGUGGUUCUGAACAUGCAGGACAAUGAGGGAGAACUCAUUCGCCUAAUGGACAACAGUGACAUGGACCUCCUCAUCACACAGGGGAAAAGGAAAACCCGUGCUGGGAACUACUUCCCAUGGGAACUGCAUGUGACUCGCAAUGGGGACCUGGACAUUUAUGGAACAGGAUCAUGAAAGACCAAAUAAAUUAUAACUCUGUGUGCAAUAUGACAUAUUAUGUUCAGUAUUUCUGUUCAUAAUGUAAAUGUGGAAUUAAAAAUUCAAGAUUGUAAAGUAUGAAAAGGGAAACUUACUACAAUAUUCAAUGCUGGUUACAUUGAAACAAGGAGAUCAUGUUUUUAUAUUUGUUGAAGGUUCUUUUAAUCUCAGCUACUAGAACUAGAGUAGUCACAAAGAACGUCAUGUGAGCCUGCACACACGAAAUGGGGCUCUGUAAGCCACCAUACCCAAAGCACUCACAUACCACAUCCUCUGGAGCAUCUUCCCCUAAGUAAGACCUCAAAAUAAGAAACAAAUCAAAGGGCAAUUAGAAGGCUGGAGCAUCUUCCCCUAAGUAAGACCUCAAAAUAAGAAACAAAUCAGAGUGCAAUUAGAAGGCUAUUUAACCAGAUAGCAUAACAAUAUUUUGGCUGUAGCCUUAACUGUGAUUAAGGAUAUUAACGAAACAUUGUAAUAUUAUCUGUUUAAAUCUUCGUGUCUCGGACCAAAUAAAAAGCAUGGCCUUCUAAUUGUACUGCACGUUGUGCAGCCCUCUGAUUUUUUACAUUUUGUUUCUUAUUUUGAGACAAGUACUAGAGUAGUCAUCAACCACACUUAUUCCAUGAAACAACAUAGACCACGAUUCAGUUAUCUGGUUGCGAUACACGGAACAUUAACCACUAUCUGUGAUUUAGUAAGGUGCAUGAUUGUUGUGGGGCCUUAAACACUUUUUUCUUCUCUAGACAUAUAUUAUUGUAUAUUUUUUAUUUCAUUUGUAAAGUGUAUGAACACCUGUACCACACAUAAAAUAAUCUAUUAAAACAUUCUUGUUUAGAAUGUAUUAUUGAAAAUAACUUAUUUU
Messenger RNA from Pelobates cultripes (western spadefoot toad), 37554 nucleotides. The record is from the annotation of a GenBank genome assembly. Lineage: Eukaryota; Metazoa; Chordata; Amphibia; Anura; Pelobatidae.